AUGCACUGCGCUUCUCGUACGAACAGUGGCAUUGGCUAUCCGCCACAGCGGGCCGGCUCUUAUCAGUGGAAUUAUAAUGGUUACCAAGGUAAUUUGGCCCAAAUUUGGAACGACCCUCAGCCCGCGGCCCCUCGCCGCCGAGCCUUCACCGAGAACAAGUCGCCCACCCAGCAGAUUUGGAGCGAAUCCUCCGACUCGUUGUUGAGCGAUGCAGAGAGGGAGUCCAUUUUCAUGGUGGCCAAACAGGUGAGAAGCUUACGGCAUUCUUCUUUUCUCUGGUUUAGGCACACUGUUUUUAUGGCCAGUCUAAUAUACGGAUUUUAUCGAUGAUUGAAGAAUGGAGAACGCCAUUCAUUUAGUUUACAAAAUUAAAAGUGCUACUGUGUUACAUUCCCAAGUUAAAACUUCUUUUAUUUUCUUUGAGACAUUUUGCAACAGUAUCAAGUCCUAAUUAAGCCGUCAUUUUUAUGUUUAUUUUUUUCAGUUGCAAGCUAACGCCGACGAAAUGAAGAAAGUGGAGCCCUCAGACGGUCUGAAGAGUUUUCUCUGCAUCUCUCAUAUUCAAGAAGGAUUUUGUAGCCAGGGUGAGUUCUGUCCGAUGGCUCAUUCCGUAUUGGAAUUAGGGAAACCAGUGCGAGAGAAGGUCCGCUCCAACUCCAACACCUCCGACUAUCACAGCGAUUCGACUGAUUCCCAUAAGAAGUCUCUGUCUCCCAGAUCUAACUCCAGCUCUUAA
Messenger RNA from Bursaphelenchus xylophilus (pine wood nematode), 736 nucleotides. The record is from the annotation of a GenBank genome assembly. NCBI's taxonomy places the organism in Eukaryota, Metazoa, Nematoda, Chromadorea, Rhabditida, Aphelenchoididae.